AUGUCUUCAACUUACAAUGUGGAGAGGUUUGCUUCUUCAAUUGACUCGACAACAGUGACCAAGUUGGAGAAAUUCAUCCACGACUUCUACAGUGCUUCUGAUACUCCACCACCUACAUCGACACCAGAUCCUUAUCUUGAAUAUUUUACUGAGGAUGCAUACCUCAAAGUAGCAUUGAAUGAAGUCAUCGGACUUACGAGAAUUCAAGCAUUACGCCAGGGGUUAUGGGUCAGGGUUAAACAGAUGAAACAUCAAGUACAAGAUGUGGCUCAAUUGAGUGCUACAGAGUUCUUAUGGACAGGAACCGUUCUUUAUUUACUUGUAAAUGAUAAAGAGUUGUUAACAGAGUGGUCUGCCUAUGCUAGAUUUAGUGAUAAUUCAUUGACAAAAAUGUGUUUCUACCACGUAUACUUGGACUCUUCACAGUCAAAGGCUGCAUUAGCAGAACAAGCAUGA
Lizanozyma spartinae is the source of this 456-nucleotide messenger RNA. RefSeq lists its product as uncharacterized. The coding region runs from base 1 to 456 and encodes 151 amino acids. The transcript has a single exon. NCBI's taxonomy places the organism in Eukaryota, Fungi, Ascomycota, Pichiomycetes, Serinales, Debaryomycetaceae. The record is from RefSeq and is a predicted model, not a curated record.